Hippoglossus stenolepis (Pacific halibut) is the source of this 6497-nucleotide messenger RNA. RefSeq names its product angiomotin (gene amot). The transcript has 12 exons. NCBI's taxonomy places the organism in Eukaryota, Metazoa, Chordata, Actinopteri, Pleuronectiformes, Pleuronectidae. The record is from RefSeq and is a predicted model, not a curated record. Bases 356 to 3355 code for a protein of 999 amino acids. Gene Ontology annotation, cellular component: plasma membrane; bicellular tight junction; lamellipodium. Gene Ontology annotation, biological process: establishment of cell polarity involved in ameboidal cell migration; regulation of cell migration; actin cytoskeleton organization. Gene Ontology annotation, molecular function: signaling receptor activity.
GGGGGAACUUCCUGCCAUUUCUCCCACACCGCUUCCUCUUUACAGUGUAGCAUGAAACUUGCGGGGAAAGACGAAGUCUUUGUGGCAGCGAAGAGGUUCCCUUUCCGGGAAAAAAGGAUUCGAACUCGCAGCGAAAGCCAAAAGUGAGCAGCAGCAGAGAAUUGGGUUGGUGUAAAAGGAGGUUCAGUGCAGCCGAAGGAGUCGCUUCAGUUCGCUUCGGAGUAAAUAAGAGUAAACGAUGUUUCCUCGAGCUGACUGUCCAAGAAAGUGAACGGAAGGGGCUCUGCAGAAAGGGAGUGUAGACCUUGGGCAGGGUUUGUCCUUCCAUGAGGUGGGUGAUUGAUGUGAGGCAGAGAUGAGGACGACAGCUGAGGAAUCAUCAAACAGCAACAACAGUGUGGGUGGUGGAUUAGGUGGCGGCAGCACCGUCCUGCAGCGCCUCCUGCAGGAGCAGAUGAAUCGUAAUUACGUGCUGCAACAGCAACAACAACAAGGAGGAGUAGCAGGGGGGGGUGGGGGUUACCCAGGACAGGGACAGGUUGGCCCCUCUGAUGAUCACUCCAUGACCCCCCACAUAGCUCGACAGGAGCCCCAGGGACAGGAGCUGCAGACGGACAAUGGCCUGGAGAAGUUGGGCUCCACCAGAGUAGGAGGUGGGGGUGGGAGCAAUGGAGGAGGUUUCGGGACUGGGGGAGGGAGAGGUGGCAGCAUUGGAGGCGGCCAAGGGCAAUGCCCAAACCCAGAGGACCUCCCUACCUAUGAGGAGGCCAAAGUACAGUCCCAAUACUUCCGUGGCCAUGGUCCUCUUACUCAGCCACAGCAGCAAAACAACCAGCCCCAGCAGCCUCCUAUCUCAGCCUCAGUGGGUGCUACCUUCUAUGUCACUGGGGUAACCAGCACCAAGGUGCGUACUGAGGGUCGCCCAACUGUACAACGAGUGAGUGGUGCAGGAAAAGUGCACCAGGAUGAUGGGCUGAAGGAUCUAAAGCAAGGGCAUGUUCGGUCUCUCAGUGAAAGACUUAUGCAGCUCUCCCUAGCCACCAGCGGCGUGAAGGCACAUGCUCCUGUCACCAGUGCCCCUCUCUCCCCCCAGCUACCCCCACCAGGCCCACAGAGUGACUUCUACAAGCCGCAGCAUCGUGGCCCCCCUCCAGAGUACCCCUUCAAAGGAAUCGGCUCACCUUCAAAGCAGCAGGAUCCUGGAGGCCAUUUUUACCAGGAGCAGAGAGGGAGGGAGCACUCGAGGGAGCUGCUUCCUGUCCGAUACCAGCCACCACCUGAGUAUGGUUCAUUCAGGUCCAGUAAGGAGGGUUCGCUUCACUCCCAGAGACCCCUUCACCAGCACAGUCCCACCUCCUCUGUCACCUCGGUGGGCUCCUUGUCCCGUGCUCAGUCUUCAACCCUCAGCAGCAUGCUUGGUGCCUCCCACUCCUCCCAUAUUUCCUUUCACCACCAGCACCCGCAGAACCAUGGUGAGCCUUUCCAUUGCAUUGGGCCCCGCAGUCCACAGAGUCCUAGUAUGCACCAUGCAAGUGAGCCCUUGACCUUAGGGCCCAUUCACCCACCCCUACAGAGAGGUCAUGGUUUCCCACAUGACCCCUAUGGCUCUACCCCAAGGAUGCACCAUCAGCAACAGCACCAUCAGUAUCAGCAACAACAGCAGCAGCAGCAGCAGCUGCAAGGACACUUCCAGCUGCCGGUCCAGGCUGGAAAUUUCCCCCAUCCGCACUCCUACUCCCAGCUGCAGGGAGAGCCCUUUGCCAUGAUGGCACGUACCCACCAGAUGGUGGAUGUGUUGACGGAGGAUAACAGGAUGUUGAGGCAGGAGAUGGAGACGUGUCGUGAGAAAGUCACCAAGUUGCAUAAGUUGGAAACAGAGAUCCAGCUGGUGUCUGAGGCCUAUGAAAAUCUUGCCAAGUCCUCCUCCAAGAGGGAGGCCCUGGAGAAAACUAUGAGGAACAAGCUGGAGCUGGAGGUGCGCCGGCUGCAUGACUUCAACAGAGACCUCCGAGAGCGUAUGGAGACGGCCAACAAACAGCUCGCUGCUAAAGAGUUUGAUGGCUCAGAGGACAGUCGCAAAACCAUCUCCCAACUGGUCACACAGAACAAAGAAACACUUCGCGAGAAGGAGAAGCUGGAGAUGGAGGUGCACUCGCUGCGCUCCACCACUGAAGAUCAAAGGAGACACAUUGAGAUCAGAGACCAGGCACUCAACAAUGCUCAGGCCAAGGUAGUCAAGUUGGAGGAGGAGCUGAAAAAGAAGCAGGUUUACGUGGAGAAAGUGGAGAGGAUGCAACAAGCCUUGGCUCAGCUUCAGGCAGCUUGUGAGAAGAGGGAGCAACUCGAGCAUCGUCUCCGUACGAGACUGGAAAAGGAGCUGGAGUCAUUGCGCAUGCAGCAGCGUCAGGGAGCCUCUCAAAGCAGUGGUGGGGUCCCAUCUGAGUACAAUGCCACAGUGCUGAUGGAACACCUAAGGGAGAAGGAGGAGCGGAUCCUGGCUCUGGAGGCCGACAUGACCAAGUGGGAGCAGAAAUACUUGGAGGAGAGCGUGAUGAGGCAGUUUGCAUUGGAUGCCGCCGCCUCUGUCGCCACUCAGAGGGAUACAUCUGCAUCAAUGAUAAGCCACUCUUCCAACAGCAGCUAUGAUACAUCAGUAGAGGCUCGAAUCCAGAAGGAAGAAGAAGAGAUUCUCAUGGCCAAUCGGCGCUGUCUGGAUAUGGAAAGCAGGAUAAAGAAUCUCCAUGCCCAGAUCAUAGAAAAGGAUGCCAUGAUCAAGGUGCUCCACCAGCGCUCAAGGAAGGAGCCCAUCAAGUCAGACCUACCGUCUGCAAUGAGGCCGUCCAAGUCCCUGAUGUCCAUCUCCAACAGUGGCUCUGGUGGAUCAGGACUGCUCUCUCACAGCUUGGGACUGAGUAGUUCGCCCAUCACUGAAGAACGCAAGGACACCUGCUGGAAAGGCAGUCUGGGGCUUCUGCUGGGUCCUGAGUUUCGUACAGAGUCUCUCAGGACAGGAUCAAUCUCAUCAUCCCCCUCUCCAGUGCUUCCCUCCACCCCGAUGACCGCAGGCCAUUCAAAGACGGGCAGCAGGGACAGUUGCACGCAGACCGACAAGGGUCAAGGUCAGGAUACCAGCAAGCCCAGCACUCCAGCGGUUCAGAGCAUGACACUGCCUGCCCGCCUGUCCAGCCCCGGCCCCAUCUACAUCCCUGACCGCAUAGCAGAUGUGGCGGCGUUUCACAGCAGCACCCUGGAGCGGAGGCAACCUGUCCAGUCCCACCUACAGCAACAGCUCCACCCAUUAAAUCCAUCCACCCAACAGGAACUGGACAAUGACAUGGUGGAGAUCCUCAUCUGAUACAAUGACCUCUGGAAGAAAACAUCUAAAUGAAGAUGGCAGUUCAAUUGGAACAAACACAACAACAUGUAAAUCAUCCUGGCUCAUUCCUUACACCAGCUGACCCUCAUGAGACACAUUUUCUAAUGUUUACACAUGCAUGCAUUCAAACACAUUCUCUUUAUCCCUUCACCGAAUCACUGUUUGUUAUAGUCAUAUGAAAAAGCUAUUAAAAGCAAAAAGCAGAAGUGUGAUAACCUCUGCUUUCCCUAAACUUGAAGUGGAAGUUUAUGGCCUUAUAUUUAUCUUUUUAACUGUGAUGGUGAUGAGGAACUUGGGGACUUAUGUUUGAAGUUUAAUGAAAGUCAUUGAGUGUUUUCAUUCCUUUUGUAUUCUUGAAAAAGUUGACAGGAAUAAUGAGAUGGAAUUUAAACAGGGUAUUUCCUGGCUGAAAAUUAGGCAGAGGUGGUACUGUCAGACCUUGCAGGGGUGGGGGAGCCAUGCACAGCUCCACUGCCCAGGUACAGCGCACUGAGCAGGGGCAAAGACCCAGGGACCCGGGACCCCUCCACUGCCCAGGCUAGAGUGAGCACAUCUCUGCCACAGUGCCACCAAGCCUGGGGCAGACACCCAGGGAGCCAUAAACAGCUCCACUAAGUCCGCUUACAGUGUUCAUUUUCAUACAUACACAAAAGUUAUGUUUUACAGUUGUCUCCGGCUCUGUCAGUAAUUUACUGCUACUCUCUGUGUCUCUAUCAUUUGCACUGUGCACUGCCAACCGAAUCAAGCCAAACUGAGCCGACCUGCCAUCUCUUACGGCUCUCCAUACAUUGCCGAAGUUCACAAAUUCUGUUGUUUUUACCCAGUCUGAGUUUACACAUGUGUCUGAUGACACAGUUUGUGUGAGUGUGUCUGACUGUCUGCGUGUCGGCAAGAGAGGAAGAGAGCGAGCAGAGUGCGCACAGCUCUGAAGAAAGAUUUAACUAAUUUGUUAAAAGUAUGGAUCAUUAUGUGGUGAUCAGUGUUUAUGUUGUGGCAUCAUUUAAAACAAAUCAAUGUUUAAACUGAAGAACACAAGGAACGCACUUUGUUUAUAGUAAUCAACUGCUUAUAAUGAUCCAUUUGGCCCAGGAUAAACAUGAUCACUACAAGCUGUUUCCACUGUACUAGAAUUUUGUCAGGAGGCGGCAUGAAAUUUGAUGGAGGCAGUUGCCUCGCAAUUCUCUAUGCAGUAAAAGAAGACCUGAUAUAUAUGUAUAAAAAGAGUAGACCAAGCUUCACCUAAAAAAUGAAAAUUCACUCAUUAUCUACUCACCCUUCGGUGAACUAUCCCUUUAAGGUAAAAGAUUUCUUUCUUUGUUAGUAUUGUAUGAGUCACAGUGGUUGGUGACAAAGGUUUUGUUUGAAUGCAAUACUUUUUGACCUGGGGGGUUGUCACAAACCAUAAUACUUUCAGCAGAUUUUAGGAACUUUUAAGAGGCUUACCAUGUAACAUUUUUCUUUCGUAACACGCAAACGAUGCCUAGAAAUUGGCCUAAACAAAGCAGCUUGUUAUUUGGACAUGUGACAGAUCUGUAAACUCUCUCAUGCAGUGUUGCUGGAGGCUUGUUAGCUCCUUUGGACCAAAUGUCUUGGCUACCUUUUUGUUGCAUUUAAUUGCACUAAUUAUCUUUGAAGUGUUUCUUUUUUGCUAUUUUAAUUCUUUAUUACUUCUGACAUUAGGUAUUGUAUUUAUGUGUAAUGUAUUACUGUAGUUAGACACAGCACUUGCAUAAUCAGAAAUCAUGUCAAAUAUAAAACAUUAUUAAUUGUAUAUAUAGUUUUACAUAAUGUAUGUACUAUAUUGGUCUCUGUAACUGUGUGCCAUGGUGGAAUCUGAGAGUUGAACCUUACAGUUGUGUUACAUUUCAAGAACUGUUAGUGAGUUGUGAUGCUGCCUUUAUGGUAGAAGACCUAUUUUUGGUAUAACCUCAAGAUAAAGUGCUGCAUGGAUCAGUGUGCAAAGUCCUCACGGUUCCUCCUGAAACAGCCCCCCGACUAAUAGAUGUAGUUGGUCGGUCACAGGUCGUCUCAAACAGGCCAAUGCUGAUGCAGAUGUGACCAUGUCAAGGAGUGAAGUUUUAGUGUUUUGGAAAGGUGACCACUGUGACUCUCCGCAACAAGGUCGCUGCCUGCAUGACCCCACUGGGUCACUGUCAAGUGGCAGAGACUCUUUAUGUAAUGAAUUCAGUAUUUCAAUUCCCAUUGUUAAACAACAGUAUGGAGGAGAUUUAUCUUUUAGUAUGAUGCACUUAAUGGCACAAAACUGACAAAUGUACACUUUAUUAUUAAUAGCCACUUAUGUAACCGUACCUACUACCCACAUGACUUGUUAGUAUAUCAAUUUUUUUUUUAUUCAUUCAAAUAAACACCAGCCUUGGCACUGUUACGCAGUGUUACACUAUGUCUGCUCCUCCAUCAGAAUAUUAAAUAUGAUUUCUGUUGUGUUAUCAGACAAAGACAAUUUACUUUACACUAUGCAUUAUAUAAUGCUUUGUUGACCAAAGGUCACAGAAUGGAUUCAUAUCUGCAGAUAAAAUUCUUCUGUAAACUCAAGAAGAGCUCAAUCUUAAAAAUGUGUCACAUGUUCAAGUCCCUCUAAAACUUAGCAGGAAAUUAAAGUUUUUUUAGUGGUGACAGGUUUAGUGGUUGACCUGUUCAAGGCUACAAUGUAGCAAUAUAUUUUUAAUGUGUGUGGUUAAAUAUUUCGAAUGAGGUUAAUAUAUUCUAAUUAAAUAUGUCCACUGAAAACCAAACCUUUUGGACCAAAUAAGCUAUGAAUGGUCAGCCAAUGAAUGUUGCAAAUUUAGAUGGUCAGUAGUAGCAUUUCAUUGCUAAGAAACACACUGAUAUGUUGUAAGGUACCUGAUGAAAUAAGGACUCAGACCACUACUUAACCUCGUCAUCAAAAAUGAUUUGUGUUAUUUUUUUCCUCAACAGAAAUCCACAUUCCUCGAGUGAGAUCAUUUGAAAAUCAAGUUGCUUUCCCUUUCUGUCACAGAAUAUGCAGCAACCUGUAUUUUGUCUGAAACAUGUUUAUUGAUACAUUUUAGCUCACUGUUGUAUCCAUCGCCAUAUUAGUAUUGGUUAAUAAAUAUGUUGACAAAUUUUGCCAUCACUAGCA